GCACUUCCGGUUUCUUAUGACGAAGGAGGCAGGACUUUGUUAGCUGUCCUCCUACUUGCUAGCUAACAGUUGCCACUCUGUUGCUACUGAAGGAUAAUUCCUAGCUGCGCCAAUAAAGUAGCGAUUUUAAUACGGGUACUGUUUCAAUGGGCUCCAAGAGAAGACGAGCCACCUCUCCCUCCAGCAGUGCCAGCGGAGGAGACUUUGAUGAUGCCACCUCAUCCACCCCAGUCAGUGGGUGGAAGAGGAGGAGAGCUUCCACUGCUCCUUCUGUCGAUCAAAUUGCUGUAUGCCAUGAAUUGUACAACACUGUCAGAGAUUACAAAGACGACCAAGGCAGACAGAUCUGCGAGCUCUUUGUUCGUGCACCAAAGAGGAGGAAUCAGCCUGACUAUUAUGAAGUGGUGAGUCAGCCCAUAGACAUGAUGAAGAUACAGCAGAAGCUCAGGGCAGAAGAAUACCAGGAUGUAGAGCAGUUCUCAGCUGACUUUCAUCUGCUUAUUAAUAAUGCCAAAGCUUACUAUCAGGCUGACAGUGCUGAGUAUAGAGCUUCCGCUAGGCUUUUGAAUGUCUUCCUGUCCACCAAGAAUGAACUGCUACAGGGAGGGGAAGGAGAGGAGGCAGAUGAUGAUGAGGAAGGGGAUGAUGUGGAGAACCCAAGUGCUUCCAUGGAGGAGGAGAGACCACCAAGCUAUCUUAAAGCCAUACUGGAGCAGCUCUUGGAGGCCAUUGUGUCAUGCACUGAUUCAACAGGGAGGCUUGUUAGUGAGCUCUUCCAAAAACUUCCCUCCAAAUUGCAUUAUCCAGACUACUAUGCUGUUAUAAAAGAUCCAAUAGAUCUGCGCGCUGUGGCUCAGAGGAUACAGGCGGGACAUUACAAAUCCAUCAGUGCCAUGGCCAAGGACGUUGAUCUUUUGACCAAAAAUGCCAAAACCUACAAUGAGCCAGGGUCACAAGUUUUCAAGGAUGCAAACACAAUUAAGAAGGUAUUUUCCCAGAGAAAGACCGAGAUUGAACAGGCUGAACCCACUAAAUCCAGCCUCCGUAUCAGAAACCGGAGGUCUGCUCAGGGUGACCGCCUGUCUGCCAUCACUAUGGCUCUUCAGGCUGGAUCUGAAAGUGAUGAAGACUCCAUUCUCACAGGCACUGUGCGUUUUGACACUGGAGAAACGGAGGCUGAUUGUGGUCUGAGUGCAGGUGACCCAAUCCUCCAGUUGUACCAGUCAGUGCGAGGAGCACGAAGCGUUCAGGGGAAGCUUCUCGCUGAACCGUUCCUCCAGCUGCCUGUGAGAAGGGAAUACCCAGACUACUACCACCAGAUCAAAAACCCCAUCUCCCUACAACAGAUCAGGGAUAAAAUGAAGAAUGGAGAUUAUGAUGGAGUCGAGCAGAUUGAGGCUGACCUUACACUCAUGCUUGAGAAUGCUAAACGCUACAACAUGCCCAACUCCACCAUAUAUAAACGUGCUCAGAGGUUACAGCAAAUAAUUCAGCAAAAGAAAAGAGAGCAUCGAGAUGAUGAUGAAGGAGAUGUCUCUACUGCAAAUUCUGACGUAGGAAGUGGCAAAAGGAAAAGCCAUAAGAAGAACACCAAGAAAAACCGAAUGAAGACACUGUGUUCUGCAGUGACUGAAGCACGCGAGGCAGGCACUGGACGGCGCCUCUGUGACCUCUUCAUGGUGAAGCCCUCUAAGAAGGACUACCCAGACUACUACCAGAUCAUCCAAGAUCCAAUGGACAUGCGUACCAUCGAGAACAAUAUCCGCACUGAGCGUUAUAACAAUGAGGAUGCACUUAUGGAUGACAUGAAGCUUAUGUUUCGCAAUGCCCGCCACUAUAAUGAGGAGGGAUCUCAGGUUUAUAAUGAUGCAAAUAUCUUGGAGAAGAUUGUUAAGGAUAAACAGAAAGAGCUUGGCCCUCCCCUGGAGGAAGAUGACGUUGGCUCUCCCAAACUCAAGCUUCGCCGUAGUGGAGUUGCAGCCUCCCCUAAAAAGGCUCGUACACAGACAACACCACUCCAGCAGAAGCUUUCUGAUCUCUACGAAGCUGUGCGCAAUUUCACAGACAAUCGCGGUCGGCGUCUCAGCGCCGUUUUCCUGCGUCUGCCAUCACGUUCUGAGCUGCCUGACUAUUAUGCCGCCAUUAAGCGUCCCAUUGACAUGGAGCGUAUACGAAGCUACAUGGUACAGGGGCGCUACCAAGACAUCGACUCACUGGCAGAAGAUUUCAUCCUUAUGUUCAACAACGCCUGCACCUACAAUGAGCCUGAAUCUCUAAUAUACCGUGAUGCUCUGCUGCUCCAUCGAGCCUUUCUGGAAGCCCGUCGACGGAUUGAGGAUGAAGAGGAUGGAGAUGAAGGUGGUCUGGGUGGUUUGUCAGUUGCCUCUCUCGUGCGUGAGCUCAUCCGUAACCUCUUCGUUUCAAUGAUGGGGCACCAGGAUGACGAGGGCCGCUGCUAUAGUGACUCUUUGGCGGAAGUUCCCGCCAUUGACCCCACUAACUCGGAGGACCCACCCCUCAAUCUAGAGAUUAUUCGUAAUAAUGUGGAUCGCGGCCGCUACAGGAGACUGGACGUGUUCCAGGAGCAUGUGUUUGAGGUACUGGAGAAAGCAAGACGUCUCAACAGGACCGAUUCUGAGAUCUUUGAGGAUUCUGUGGAGUUGCAUUAUUUCUUUGUGAAGAUCCGUGACGAGCUAUGCAAGAAUGGAGAACUCUUGCUUACCCCAGCACUGAGCUACACAUCCAAACAUCUGCAUUCCGACAUAGAUCAAGAGAAGCGAGAGAAACUGCCCCAAGAAAUUGAGGAAGACCGGCUGAAACAGGAGGAAGACAAAAAAGCUCUUCCAGAAGAGGGCAAAGUAGAGGGUCCUGCAGGAAGCCAGUGGCCGUCAGGUCCUCAAAGCUCAUAUAGUCAGGACUGCAGUUUUGAGAACAACACCUACAGCGUGGGAGACUGUGUAUAUGUUCAGCCUUCAGAAGCAAAUUUGCAGCCCCACAUUGUCUGCAUUGAGAAACUCUGGAAGGAUGAAGCUGGUGAGCAGUGGAUGUAUGGAUGUUGGUUUUAUCGUCCAGGAGAAACUUUUCACCUGGCCACUCGUAAGUUCCUGGAAAAGGAGGUAUUUAAGAGCGACUAUUACAGCCGUGUGCCUUUCAGCAAGAUCUUGGGGAAAUGCGUUGUGUUAUUUGUAAAGGAGUAUUUCAAGUUGCAACCAGAAGGCUUUAAACCUGAAGACGUCUAUGUCUGUGAAUCCCGCUACACUGCCAGGACCAAAACCUUUAAGAAGAUCAAAAUAUGGUCAGUGCCGUCAAACUCUGUCAAACUAGUCUCUCGGGAGGUUCCUUUACCUGUAGUCAGAGUUGUGUCCAUGUUUGUCAGUGCAAAAGACAAAGUGGCUGCUCUUCCUGAUGGAGAGAGUGGUGGCUUCAUCGAGAAGGAGCGAGAAGAUGUUCCAGUUGAAGUGGCCAAUGGGGAGCCGGGUUGCCAGUACUUUGAACAGCUCCACUACAAUGACAUGUGGCUUAAAGUGGGCGACUGUGUCUACAUACGUUCCCAUGGACUGGUGCGAGCACGAGUUGGCAGGAUCGAAAAGAUGUGGCUGAGGGAUGGAGCAGCAUUCUUCUUUGGACCCAUCUUCAUCCACCCUGAGGAAACAGAACAUGAGCCAACAAAGAUGUUCUACAAACGUGAGGUGUUCCUCAGCAAUCUGGAGGAGUCCUGUCCUAUGACCUGCAUCUUAGGGAAAUGUGUGGUCUCUUCUUUUAAGGACUUCCUGUCCUGCAGGCCAACUGAAUGUCCAGAGGAAGACGUGCUCCUGUUCGAGAGUCGCUACAUUGAGAGUGAAAAGCAGAUGAAGAAGUUUAAAGCACUUAAACGUUUCUCCAUCUCAGCCAAAGUGGUUGAUGAUGAGAUCUUCUACUUUAGGAAACCCAUCGUGCCUCAGAAGGUGCCAUCUCCCCUGCUGGAUAAGAAGAUUGAGGAGCUAGAAGCUAAGUUUGCAGACAUGGAGGAUCUGGAUGAAGACAUGGACGAUCUGGAUGAAGAUGAUGAUGAAGCAGCAGUGACGCCCUCAAUGCCACCCAGUCAGGCAUCCGCAACAAGUGACCUGGAUAUGCCUUAUACACCCCCACAGUCCACACCAAAGAUAAAAGGUAUGUCCAAGAAGGAAGGAGCCAAGCGCAAAAUCAACAUGAGUGGCUACAUCUUGUUUAGCAGUGAAGUUAGGUCUAUUAUAAAGGCUCGUCACCCUGAUUUCUCCUUUGGAGAGCUGAGUCGACUAGUGGGCACAGAAUGGAGGAACCUGGAAGCUACUAAGAAGGUGGAAUAUGAAGAACGGGCAGCUAAACUGGUAGAGCAGCAGGAACGGGAGAGGGUCCUUCAGCAGCAACAUCAGCAGCAGCAGCAGGCUUCUCCAAGAGCAGGUACCCCAGUCGGCACAAUAAUGGGAGUGGUGCCUCCCCCAAGCACUAUGGGAAUGCUAAACCAGGCCAUGCCACCUGUGCCAGGCAUGAUGGGAAAUUAUGGCCCGCCCUACAUGCCUAUGCAAGGUCCUUCUGACGGCAUGAUGGGCAUGGGUGGCAUACCACCUCAUCCCAUGGGGGUGCCCCAGCUGCCUUCCCAGCACUUCCUUCUACCAGGCAUGGCCGGGUACCCUGGUAUGCCCCAUCCGGGAGUGAUGGGCCCAGGAAUGAACGGUAUGGCUGGAAGUCCUGGUCCUGGAAGCCAUUAUGGCAUGCAGAUGGGUGGAUAUGGGCCAGGGCAACAAGCUCCACCACCAUAUCCAGGUCAAGGUCAACCAGGCCAGCAUCCAACCCCACCUAUGUUUGUCGCCCCACCUCCAAAACCCCAGCGUCUUCUGCAUUCAGAGGCUUAUCUGAAGUACAUCGAGGGCCUCAGUGCUGAAUCCUCCACCAUCAGCAAGUGGGACCAGAGCCUUAAAGCACAAAGAAAAGACUGUCGGCUCACCAGAGAGCAGGAGAGCCGUCUCCCUACUCACUGGCUGAAAAGCAAGGGUGCUCACACUACAAUGGCAGACGCAUUGUGGAGACUCCGAGACCUGAUGAUGAAAGACACGCUCAACAUCCGGCAGGCAUACAACCUUUAAACAUUUAUGUUCUACCCUAACUCUCAGGACUCUAAUUUAUGCAAGACUAUUCUCCUACCAAAUCUUUCCUAUCAUGACUCAAGAUGUGAUAAAGUAUUAUGUACUGUCAGAAAUGUUUCAGCAAUAAGUAUAUCUCCUAGUUGUGUGCAUAUGUGUGAAAAAAUAAAGCUUUUAGCCACCUCUUUAGGUA
Messenger RNA from Rhinichthys klamathensis goyatoka, 5292 nucleotides. It is a transcript of the gene pbrm1l, whose product is annotated as polybromo 1, like. The record is from RefSeq and is a predicted model, not a curated record. Gene Ontology annotation, molecular function: protein binding; chromatin binding. Gene Ontology annotation, biological process: chromatin remodeling. NCBI's taxonomy places the organism in Eukaryota, Metazoa, Chordata, Actinopteri, Cypriniformes, Leuciscidae. Gene Ontology annotation, cellular component: RSC-type complex. The coding region runs from base 147 to 5102 and encodes 1651 amino acids. The transcript has 30 exons.